This is a messenger RNA of Contarinia nasturtii (swede midge), 1848 nucleotides long. RefSeq names its product actin-related protein 2/3 complex subunit 1A-B (gene Arpc1). The record is from RefSeq and is a predicted model, not a curated record. Gene Ontology annotation, cellular component: actin cytoskeleton; Arp2/3 protein complex. The transcript is spliced from 2 exons. Gene Ontology annotation, molecular function: actin filament binding. Gene Ontology annotation, biological process: Arp2/3 complex-mediated actin nucleation. NCBI's taxonomy places the organism in Eukaryota, Metazoa, Arthropoda, Insecta, Diptera, Cecidomyiidae. Bases 315 to 1445 code for a protein of 376 amino acids.
CACAGCUUAUAGUAUUACGUAGAGCAACACCUUCGUGUGCAUCAUUUGUUUUUGUUUCCAAAAAAAAAAUUCAAUUAAGUUUUGUUAGUUAAUUUAAAAUUCGUGUUGACGGUCCAGAGUCCGCGAAUACAAAUCCAUCGAUUGCUUUUUGCAUUCAAAUCAAACACGGUAAAAUCAACGAGAAAGUUGUGUUCCAGUUUUGACAAAGUAUCCAUUGGGUGUUGGCUGUUGUGCAUCAUAACAAGUCCAUACAUAUAGAAAAACGGAAAUUCUGUGAAAUUUGUGGCUACAUCGAUUUUCUUUGAUUUGGAAAAAUGAUUGAAAAGUUUAAUUUUAAUGGAAAUGUUAGUCCAAUAACAUGUCAUGCAUGGAAUAAGGACCGAAGCCAAAUUGCCAUUUCGCCGAAUAACAAUGAGGUGCAUAUUUACAAGCGUGACGGAUCGGAUUGGAAAUUACUUGAUAUAUUGAAGCAACAUGAUUUACGUAUUAUGGGAAUUGAUUGGGCCCCAAACACCAAUCGAAUUGUAACAUGUGGCAUUGAUCGUAAUGCUUAUGUUUGGACGCCAAAUGAGGAAGGAAAGUUUAAACCAACUCUAGUGCUUUUACGAAUAAAUCGUGGUGCAACAUGUGUGAAAUGGUCGCCGCAAGAGAAUAAAAUUGCGGUCGGUUCCGGUGCACGGCUCAUUUCGAUUUGCUAUUUUGAGUCGGAGAAUGAUUGGUGGGUGUCAAAGCACAUAAAAAAACCGAUUCGUUCAACAAUUACAUCGCUAGACUGGCAUCCAAACAACGUUCUACUGGUGGCUGGUUCUACCGAUUAUAAGGCACGUGUUUUUUCGGCAUAUAUCAAAGACAUUGAAAGUCAACCGUCACCGACGCCAUGGGGUAAUCGAAUGCCGCUCGGCCAACUUAUGGCCGAAUUCAAAAACAGCAAUCAAGGUGGUGGGUGGGUACAUGGCGUCAGUUUUUCAAACGAUGGCAAUAAAAUCUGUUGGGUUGGACAUGACAGUGCUAUCAAUAUUGCCGAUGCAACCAGUGGCAAUGCUGUUGUUAAAUUGAAAACGGAAUUUUUACCAUUUUUGAGUUGUCAUUGGAUUUCACCGACUUCGCUCGUUGUGGCUGGCCACAGUUGCAUUCCAAUCAUUUAUACAGUUGACCAAAACAAUAAGAUAACGCUGAAGGGAAAAUUGGAUCAGGCACAAAAGAAAGAGUCCACUGGUGUUUCGGCAAUGAAAAUCUUUCAAUCGUUGGAUCGCAAUUUACGCACCGAAAAUGAUGAUGCCAAUUUGAAUUCGAUUCAUCAAAAUGCAAUUGCAUGCAUCGCAAUUUAUGAAGGUGAUAAAAAUUCGGGCAUACGCAAAAUCAGCACAUCAGGAUUGGAUGGUCAAGUUGUCAUUUGGGACUUGACAUCCAGUCUAUCGCAAUCGAUGCAAGGACUGAGAAUUUAAAUUAAUUAUUCCAUGCAAAAAUGCUUACGUAAAAACAAAGCUUUAACUUUACAAUUUUUUUUUUUCGUUAAUUUUGUUCUGUUCAUUUGCAUAAGUUUUUUCCCACUGAAAUAGAAGUUUUUUUUUGUGUUUAAUUACAUACACACUCGAAAUUGAGAUUUAAAAAUGAUUUUUUUUUAUUUGUUAGAUAAAGAAAAAUUAAAUAUAUUAAUUAGCUCACAAUUAAGGCAUUGAAAAGAAUAUGCCUGUUCCUUUAAAUACUUUCAAUACAUAUUCAAUACUAUUAAUUGUAAGUGAAAUUGUUCAUUAUCUAAAUAGUAUUAUUUGCAAAGGGAAAUACAUGAUUUUCCUUAGAUUUUCAUUUAUAAAUAGCUUUGCCCAUAUGCAUCCCGUCUACAAUGAA